GGGUAAUAAAGUGUCAUUCAUUGAAACGUAAGGGAAAGAUAUUAUAUUUUCAACGAUUAUAUAAACAUGUCCCCGCUUUCUAUGUUUCGUAUUACACAUAACAGAUCUCUCUCGUUGUUUCAAAGAAGCACACCCUGUGAUCGCGGAUCUACAAGUAGUAACACAAGAAGAUGGUGAAGAUCUGCUGCAUUGGAGCUGGUUAUGUUGGGGGUCCCACCAUGGCUGUGAUAGCACUCAAGUGCCCUGAUAUCGAAGUGGCAGUAGUUGAUAUCUCUGUACCUCGCAUAACAGCCUGGAACAGUGACCAGCUCCCAAUCUACGAGCCAGGUCUUGAUGAUGUGGUGAAGCAACGCAGAGGCAAGAACCUCUUCUUCAGCACUGAUGUGGAAAAACACGUUUGUGAGGCCGACAUUGUAUUUGUCUCGGUCAACACCCCAACAAAGACCCGUGGUCUUGGAGCUGGUAAAGCUGCUGAUCUCACAUACUGGGAAAGUGCUGCCCGUAUGAUUGCUGACGUGUCAAAAUCAGACAAAAUCGUUGUUGAAAAAUCAACUGUUCCAGUGAAAACAGCUGAAGCCAUUGAAAAGAUUCUGACACAUAACAGCAAAGGGAUCAACUUCCAGAUCCUUUCAAACCCGGAGUUUCUCGCUGAGGGAACCGCAAUUCAAGAUCUUUUUAACCCCGACAGGGUUUUAAUCGGAGGCAGGGAAACCCCAGGGGGAGAGAAAGCAAUCCAAGCUUUGAAGGCAGUGUACGCAAAAUGGGUCCCGGAUGAAAACAUCAUCACAACAAACUUAUGGUCCGCUGAGCUGUCGAAACUUGCUGCCAACGCCUUCCUGGCGCAACGUAUCUCAUCCGUUAACGCCAUGUCAGCGCUCUGCGAGGCGACCGGUGCGAAUGUUAGCCAGGUGGCGUAUGCGGUUGGGAAGGACACAAGAAUCGGCCCAAAGUUUUUGAACGCGAGUGUUGGUUUUGGUGGGUCUUGCUUCCAGAAGGAUAUUUUGAACUUGGUUUACAUCUGUGAGUGUAAUGGUCUCCCUGAAGUAGCAGAAUACUGGAAACAAGUGAUCAAGAUUAAUGACUACCAGAAGACCCGUUUUGUGAACCGGGUUGUGGCGUCUAUGUUCAACACUGUUUCCAACAAGAAGAUUGCGAUACUUGGGUUCGCAUUCAAGAAGGACACAGGUGACACCCGUGAAACACCAGCCAUUGAUGUUUGCAAGGGUUUGUUAGGUGACAAAGCGUUGUUGAGUAUCUAUGAUCCACAAGUCACGGAGGAUCAGAUCCAGAGAGACCUUUCCAUGAAGAAGUUUGACUGGGACCACCCUCUUCACCUUCAGCCAAUGAGUCCCACUACUGUGAAACAAGUAGGUGUUGUUUGGGAUGCUUAUGAAGCCACCAAGGAUGCUCACGGUGUUUGUAUUUUGACUGAAUGGGACGAGUUCAAAAACCUUGAUUUUCAGAAGAUAUAUGACAACAUGCAGAAACCUGCUUUUGUGUUUGAUGGGAGAAACGUUGUGGACAGUGAGAAACUGAGAGAAAUCGGUUUCAUUGUCUACUCGAUUGGUAAGCCACUUGAUGCUUGGCUCAAGGACAUGCCUGCUUUGGUCUAAACAAACAAUUUGGAACUUGAGAGCACUAGUCAGUUCAGUUCAGUUCACUAUUUUUGGCUGGUCAGUUCUUUUAUUCUUAUAUUUGCACCCUGUAGUGAAAAAAAAAACAACUUCCAUUUGGGUUGGUAAUUGGUUGCCAUAUUAUAUAUGUUUACUAAGCUUUUUUAUGUUCAGUUCAUUCCUUCUACAUUGUAUCUCAUGGAUUUUUUAAUAUGAUGACCCUUUUUUGUUGAA
Lactuca sativa (garden lettuce) is the source of this 1847-nucleotide messenger RNA. Its product is annotated as UDP-glucose 6-dehydrogenase 3. The record is from RefSeq and is a predicted model, not a curated record. Gene Ontology annotation, biological process: glycosaminoglycan biosynthetic process. Lineage: Eukaryota; Viridiplantae; Streptophyta; Magnoliopsida; Asterales; Asteraceae. Gene Ontology annotation, cellular component: nucleus. Gene Ontology annotation, molecular function: UDP-glucose 6-dehydrogenase activity; NAD binding.